AUGUUGCACACCGCCCCAACAAAAGCCUUCCUCUCAAAGGAAAUCCUCUCCAUUCCGUACUUUAGAGAUCAGAUGGUCCAUGUGUCUAUGCAUGGAAAUAUUUACAGUAUUUUCUUUGAUGAGGAACGAAACAGUUUCAGAAUUUAUAAAUUGAAUUUACAGCAUUUAGAGUAUGAUGAAUUGCCAGUUCCGACACAUGAUCAGAAAGAACAAGAUUUAAAGCUUUAUAUUCAAUCUGCAUGUGUGGUUGGAAAUGAUAUUUAUAUUUACGCCGAAAAAGCGUUUUCAUCGGCGUUCAUUUUCAAAAUUUCAUUUUCAAGUAGUGAUGACUCCAUGCCAUCAGACACACCAUUUUGUGAGCUCAUUCAUCAAACGACAAGUGAAUACCAUCGUUUAUAUCUUACCCCACUUAUUGGCGACUCUCAAAGAAAAUGUCUGUAUUUAAUUGGUGGUUGUUAUUUUAAAGGAGGAUACAACAGAGAUGUGUUAAAGUUUGACAUUGAACAACGAACAUGGAGUAUAAUUUCCCAAUUUUAUUAUAGCCCUGCAUUGUAUUUACAAAGUGCUACAUUAUGGAAGAAUCGAUAUAUUGUCAUGUUUGGAGGAUUCAUAACUUCAUGUGCUGCAUGUAGUGAUGUCAUUGCUUUUGAUCUUGACACGAAGGAGUGGUGGACAUGUUACAAAACUACACAUUACGGAGAUGCUGAUUUACUGUCACCCUAUGCACGAUAUAACUCUGGAAUUGCUCUUGUUUCCAAUCAAUAUGCUUCUAAUUUUAUUUCAAACACCACUUCUCAAUCAUUAUUCGAAUUGAACACUUUAUUUAUUUAUGGCGGAUUUAUUGACACCAUUUUGAAGUAUAACAAUGUCACUCGAAUAAUUCAACGUGUUUCCCAUGAAGUAUUAUUAUUCCCAUUGGACGAAUCGAAAUGGGUCAGUGAUGAUGAAAUUCAAACUAUCCAACCUCUGAGUCUCACAGACUAUUGCAAUCCAUGUCCAGAAAAAUUGAAAAUUCAUGAAAUUCCUCAAAACAAUCCAAUCUUUUCCACACAUGGUUUUGAAGAAGACAAUCAAGACGAUUCUUCAGAAUUUAAAAUUCUUCCUGCCACUAUACCUCAAGGACUCUUUCAUUAUUACAAUCCAUGUAAAGGAGAAGAAUGUUUAUUUGUGAUUACCAUGUCCAAUGGUCAAGUCAAUGAAAAGUUUAAGGAUCGAAAUUGUUUAAUCAAAUUAGUCUUGACCAAAGAACAAGGAACUCUUUUUAAGGGCAUUGGUGCUCACAACAACCUCACAGAUACUGUUUUCAUGCAUGAAUAG
Messenger RNA from Naegleria lovaniensis, 1317 nucleotides. RefSeq lists its product as uncharacterized. The record is from RefSeq and is a predicted model, not a curated record. The transcript has a single exon. Lineage: Eukaryota; Heterolobosea; Eutetramitea; Acrasida; Naegleriidae. The coding region runs from base 1 to 1317 and encodes 438 amino acids. Gene Ontology annotation, molecular function: protein binding.